AUGUUCAAGACUCUGCGAUCGUCUGUUAAGCAAAAAGGAUCUACUGUUGUUCAAGCUACCUCUGUACCAGCCCCUUCUGUCAGAAAAGGGAAGCCAUCCACACGAUCAAGAGGUCGAAGUAUCACCCCUGAGGUCCCACCUGUUGAAGAAACUGACCCAUCUGUUUACCGGCCUCAGUUUGUAUCUCCUGCUGCACAGACCAAAUGGACCACUAUGGUUAGAAGGGAUCUUAUUGUUCAAAGAUCGGUGGACGAGAACCAGCUGAACUCCAUUUGUGACAUUCUGCCCUUGCUGAAUGAAGUUGGAUUGUUGAAAACUGUCACGGACAUCUGCCCUUACUCUAAGCUGCUCACAUAUGAAUUCUAUUGCAAUCUCAAUGAUGAGAUUGACGUUCUCACAGGGCCACGACCGAUGCAGAUCUUUAUCAGAGGAAGGUGGUAUGUUUUUGGGCCAGAUAUGAUUAAUGAAUACUAUGGCUUGCCAGCAGUUCAAGAAGAAGCUGUUACUGACUGGGACUUAGUUGCCAGAACUCUGACCGGUGGGCAGACAGAAUCAUGGCCUACGGGUGACAAGGACUAUCUGCAAAGCUCCCAUCUCACGUCUAGAUAUGUGAUUUUACACCGCCUAGCUCUUCACAACUGGCUCCCAUCAGCCCAUUUUCACACAGUUGGCAAGCUUCUGGCUGGGUUCUUAUUUCGAAUUGGAACAAAGAUGCAACUUGAUCUGGGAAAAUGGAUUUACUAUCACAUCCUCACCCUGAUUCAUCCACGCGAACAGAAGGUAAGACUCCCCUUCCCAAAUCUGAUUUUUGGCAUCCUUACCACUCAGGGCCUUGAGCCUAUGCUCAGUGAAGUGAUCAGCCCAACGUUGCUUUAUACUGUUGAUAAACGUCUUCUGUCUGGAGAUCACUUUCGGGAUGUUGUUCCUGUGACUGCCCCAUCCAAUCCUGAACCAGAUGUUGUGCCUGAUGACUCUCCUCAUGCUAAGGAUGUUCAGCUUUCCAUACAGCUGAAGGCAAGAGUUGCUGAUCUUGAGACGGUGCACAGCAUUAUUGCAAAGCAACUGACAGGUGCCCGUACUAUGCUAGCUAUUGUUCUUCUUCGUUUGAGACUGAUUGAAGCUGCUGCUGCUACUGAUCCUGUGAAGUCUGGCAGUGACUCUCCCUCCAAUGCUUGA
Molecule: messenger RNA, 1176 nt
Organism: Ipomoea nil (Japanese morning glory)
Lineage: Eukaryota; Viridiplantae; Streptophyta; Magnoliopsida; Solanales; Convolvulaceae
Exons: 1
Coding region: 1-1176 (391 amino acids)
Source: RefSeq, a predicted model, not a curated record